Anopheles gambiae (African malaria mosquito) is the source of this 8928-nucleotide messenger RNA. RefSeq names its product dendritic arbor reduction protein 1. Lineage: Eukaryota; Metazoa; Arthropoda; Insecta; Diptera; Culicidae. The record is from RefSeq and is a predicted model, not a curated record. The transcript has 2 exons. The coding region runs from base 1469 to 3139 and encodes 556 amino acids.
UGGCGCUGGAGCACGGGCAGGCACACGGCGCGAGCUUGCAGCCGCGCUUCACACAGAGGCCCGAGCGGUGGCGCGCACACACACGGUGCGGUCCGUCGUCUGGUGCUGCUCGCAAACGGUGCGUUCCCGGUCGCUCGGGGACACUCGCUUCAUUUUCGUUCCGGCGUUCGAGCGUGCAGCACACGCGUGGUCGCAUGCAGUAUCACCCAGGAUUGCACGGUCGUUCAGCAAGACAUACAGUGGAGAGAGAUAGUGUUAAACACCGCUUGAUGUACAACACAAGACAUUAAAUAAUAGUGCCAGUGAACGGUGCAGUGUGUGUGUGUGUGGUCGAUAAAAGAAGAAAAAAAAGAAUAAUCCUUACGGACGGAAAGCGAGCGCGAAAGGUGUUCCAUCAAUUAAUUAUCCUUCCCGUCGCAGUGAAGUGAACGCAGUCUGCCAAAAUCAAAAAUAAAGGAAUAAGAUGGUGUGAAACAGCACAGAAACCAGAUCAGUGGCAGCGUAACAUAAAGAUAAACAUAGUUCGUUGGAGGGCACCGACGACUUAAAGUUGCUGUAGUGCGGGGUGAACUCGAACCAAGAAGGAACAACGGUCGCGUGUCAAUUUGGUGUCGCUCUUACACUUCCCCGCUCGUACGCUCGUUCGCACGUGCCAACGAAACCAGUAAGUGCGAUUGGUGUGCUAGUGUACUCUUUACUUCGUACAGUGGCCAGCCCAAGCACGGUGUUGUCCUAGGAGCUUCCUAACGGCCAACAGUAGAGCCACCAUUCCAACAAAGUCGUGUGUGUGUGUGUGUGCGUUUGGAGUGACUUUUAAAGUAGCUCCGUCCCUUCCAGUGCGGCCUGCACCUACUUUGCGCGGGGCAAGGUCGUCGACGGCAUUUCGAUCGACGGCGACAGAAACGAGUUUUCCGCUACCUGUGGUUACGCGUGCCUGUAGUGUGCUUUGUGUGUGUGUGUGUGCGUUCCUAAAAAAAGUGCAACGUGCAGCAAAUUGCCCGAGCCUGCCCGAGCACAACCCGCUGCGAGAAAAGAAAGGCCAAGAAAGAAAGCCCACGUGUGUAACGCUGCGUAACGUCGUCACCCCUAGUAACACAUCGCGCUCGCGCUCCUAAGUAACGCAGUGUAGUGUUUCGCCGUUGUGCGCGUGCAUCGGAAAGUGAGUGUGAAUUUAGAGCGUGAACUAGAUAACGAGUGCGUAACGUGUGUUCGUGUGUCUUUGUGCAGCAACAAAAAAAAAAAGGAAAAGGAAAAAAGAAAGCGAAAUCUGCAUUUUCCACUCCUCGCAACACUGUGGUGACAAUCGGUGCUCUCAUUCACCGUGUGUGUGUCUGUGUGCAAGUGUGUGUGUGACAAUUGUUAGUGAACGUAGCACAAACCUUACAGUGCUGUCAAAGCGGCUCCCUUUGGAGUUGGAGUGUGUACCCCCGGUCUGUUCGUUCGUUUCGUGCGCUCCUCUGAUCUCACCAUGACCCUGCCAACGAACAGUACGUCCACCGUGGCCGAGGACGACUCGGACAUGUUUGGGCCGCCCCACUCGUCGCCGCCGAUCCGCCGCAACCGGCCGAAGGUGCCGAUGAUCUCGCCCCAGCUGAAGCAGCGCGAGGUGCGCAAGCGGAUACUGCAGCUGUGCGUGCACAAGCUGGAGCGCAUCAAGGACUCGGAGCGCAAUCUGCGCCGCUCGGUGUGCAUCAACAACACCUACUCGCGCCUCACCGACGACAUACGGCGCGAGAAGCAGCACAAGCUGCUGAUGCUCUCCAAUCUCGCCAAAUCCACCGACAGCAGCAGAAAGCAGCUCGACGAGGACGACGUGUCGUCGGAGGACUGCAUCAACAACAACAACAACAUUACCAAUGCCAACAACAACAACAACAACAACAGCAGCAGCAACAACAACACCAAUGGCAGCCAUCUGCAUCAUCACCACCAUCACCAUCACCACCACCAUCACCAUCGCCACCAUCACGACGAGCUCGGCGAGUUCGUGCACAACAAUGAAAACAUGAACAACAACUGCCAGCUGCAGCACAACCACAACCUCGCCUCGCAGCACCACCACAACCACCUCAGCCACCACCAGCACCUGCAGGCCCUGCACCAGCGGUUGGCCCAGUCGCCAAUCAUGUCCAAUGGUUCCACCACCACCACCGCCGCCGCCGCCGCGCCGGAAUCGAACGGCGGUUCGGACAGCGCGGCCGACCGGCCACCGUCCAGCCCGGUCAGCCAGCGCAAGCCGGCGGCCGCCUCGUCGGUCGAGGCCGAUCUCGAGACGCUCGACCGGGAGCUGUGCGCGCUGGACGCGGCCAUGCCGCUGGUCGACCCGGAGAUCACGCAGGGCGCGGAGCAGCUCGAGCAGGCGAUGGUGUCGCGCAAGCGCAAGUUCGCCUCGAUCGACGACGACGACAGCGACCGGCUGGUGCGGGAAGCCCUGUCCCAGAUCUACUUCCCGAGCGCCGGCCGGCUGCUGACCGGCAUCGACGACUGUCCGCCGGCGACCGAGGAGCGCCGGGUGGAGGACGAGCAGCAGCAGCAGCGCACCAACGCUGGCGACGCUGCAGCAGUGGCCGCCGCCGACUGUAUCUCACCGAAACGACCAAAGAUUGGCGACCUGCUCGAGCAGCACCAAAGUCAGCAGCAGCAGCAGCAGUUGCACUCCUUCUCCCACCCGUUCCUGCACCCGUUCCAUCCGCUGCCGGAUCUGGCCGGGUUCGACUACCAGGUGCACCAUCACCACCAGAAGGAGUUCGAGGUGAUCAUGGACGCGCUCCGGCUGGGCGUCAGCAAUGGCGGGGCGAUGGCGGCGGCGGCCGUCGUCGCCGCGACGUCGGCGGCUGGGGCGGCGGCGGCCGCAGCGGCAGCGGCAGCGGCGGCCGCGGCCGCCACCGGCAACGCAACCGGCACGGCGAUGAUGGGCUGCUGCGGUGUUGUGGCCGGCAGUGCCGCCGGCAGUGGGAACGGCCCGUCCGCCAGCGUCGGCCCCGCCUCCUGCCAGGGGACGGUAGUGGGCGGUGGCGGGGUCGGCGUCGGAGCGGGCGGUGCCGUCGAUUCCUGCGGCCAGGCGGCCAUGCUGAUGGGCGGCCCGGACGGCGGGGCCAGCGUGUUCCACAAUCUCGUCGUUACGUCGCUGGAAACUUGAAAGUAGGCCACCAUCGGCCGUGAAGUCGGCGGCGUCGUCGUCGCCGUGGAUGCUCUGGUUGCCUAUGUGUGUGUGUGUGUGAGGGCUUACUUCAGUGGUUAGUGGUGUGGCCACUAUCGUCCUCUCACCUUCUCACACUCCCGUCUACUCCAUUCAGCGCGAUAAACACGCGAACGUAAUUCUUAAUUUAUUUACCCUCCCCCAAAACUGCGCGCACGCUCUCUCUCUCUCUGUCUCUCUCUCGGAACGGGAAAUUGAUUUCACUUUUGCGCUUCCCCUCACUUCCUCCUCCAGCUGCUAGGUAGCGCAAUGAUAAGCGCCAAGAGGAGGUGACGCGCGCAAAAGAUGGAAAGAAGGAUAGACAGACAGCGUGGUUGCGGCAGUGGGCAGACUACGAAACAAAGCAAAAAAGUAAGGAGAGUUUAGUGGCCACCGUAAUGGUACCCACACAUACACACACACACAUACCCAGGCACGAAGCGACGGCGACCGUCGCUUAUUAGACCAAUUUUUAUUAUUAUUAAUAUUAUUAUUAUAAAUAUUAUUAUUAUUAUUAUUAUUAUUAUUAUUAUUAUUAUUAUUAUUAUUAUUAUUGUUUAGCGCCAAGUUUAGCAAAGUUUUUUUGUUUUGUUUAGGAAAGCCCCCCCCCCUUUUUUAAACCAUUUAAUUAGCUUCCUACCACCAAAACGAUCAUUCAUGACCGCAUCCUCUCCUUUUCCUCCUACUCGACCGUUCUUCAUGGCCUAGAGAGAGAGAGAGAGAUAGGGAGAAAGAGCGUACAAAACGAAAGCUUUCUUGCCAGGGCAGGAAGGCUUUGUUGGGACUAGCUUUGUUUGAAAUUGUAUUUAUGCGCUGUCUGAUUUUUGUCCUAAUUUUAGUAUGAAUUCGAUUUCAUUCAACAAUCUCCUCCACUUUAUCACCUUCAAAGUCCUCCCCCCCCCCCACUGUAAAAAAUUCCCGGGUUUGCUGUGACAAACAAACCGAAAACACACACAGCUUGUGAAGCCUAUCAUCCACACGAGGAUGUGUGUUUACGCGGCGUUGGAUUCGCGUAAGCUUUAGGGCGCAAAAAACGACGGCUACUAAUGCGCAGCAAUGUGUUGUGACGUGUGCAAUCGCAGUAGGCAACAGAAACACACAAACACACACACACACACUACUUUAACGCGUGUGUUGCUGUUGAUCUCUCUCAUGCAAAACAGCAGGCAAUCAAAUUAUGUGCAAAUAUUUACUAAUGUGCAAACAAAGAGACACAGCACAGCAAGGAGCUCCCAAGUAAAAAAAAGGGCUCCAACAAGCUCUGGUAGAAGUUUUCUGACCCGAUUUUUCGCUCCUCCGCCACUUCACGGAUGCCUCCUCUCCUCCUAGUCCAUUACGCCUCUUCCCAAACACACACACACACACACACACACACAGUGGAACACACAGUGCUGGAAUUCGUUUCCGGCAGAUCUUCUUCAUAAAGGCCGUCCACAAACGGCCAGCCAAGACUAAAGCAGCCGCACAUGUUUCCCCUUCCAUGGCUGUUUCUUUCCCUUACCUUCCCCCUCCCUUUUUUUUUUGAGAUCGUCUAACGGUCAUCACGCAACAACGGCUUGGCGGCGCGCGCGCGCUCAGGUGCCGCGCGCUGUGCACUGGUAGGUGGUAUGAGGCCAAAGUGAGACAUAAAAUAAGUGAAAGUGGCACCUCGGUGAACGCUGGUACGGCGGUGGUGGUAGACACACACACACACCCAUAGACACAGCAGAGCAGAAGUAAGGAAAAGGAAAAACUCAGAUUUAAAUCGCACACUCGCAGCGCUCGGGCCGACCGUGGCUGCGAUUAUUAUGCGCUGCGACGGUGUGUGUGUGCCCAUGAUGCCUGCCAAUGUGUUGCUUGCUGAGUGGCUGUGGUGGCUCCAUCUGACGGGGAAACGCUUCUGGAGCCGCCGUAAGGUUACUUAGAGACUUAGAAGGCGCGCGGGGACGCUUCGAGCCGUUUCUCGCUGUAUCGGUUGUGGCUAGUUGUGUGUCCACCCGCAGAAGGAGGAGCAAUUACACUACUGCUCGAUUUGUGUUGUUUUUUUUUCUCUUUGCGCGCACACCAUACAAUGUUGGUCGCUCCCCAUGUACGUGCCCAGGCUUUGAAGGUGUUUUUUUUUUCUUUUCUGCAAACUUUUGCAUCACCAGAAACUUCGAAAAGCUCAAACCAACAGCUACGAAUGGCACGUGUUGCAUGAAUGGUUUCUUUUUUAUCUCUCUCCCUCUGUCUCUCUUUCUCUCUCUCCUUUUAUAUCUCCCUUUGUCAGUCUUUUAUGCUCUCUCUCUCUGUCUCUCUCCUUUUAUAUCUCCCUUUGUCAGUCCUUUAUGCUCUCUCUCUCUCUGUCUCUGUCUCUCUCCCAAGUUGGUCAGUGAUGAUAGUACACCACUUCAAAGCUUACCGCUACCCUCCCCGCUUCAAAUGAUUCAGCGGAGCGAAUCCCCUUUUCCACCAGUGGAAAACGAAUUCCAACAUCGGCGGGUGGCAAAGCCCCCCCCCCCCUCCCUUGCCCUAGAAAAAGAAGAAGAAGAAGAAGGAAAAAAAACGCCAAGACACGGCAGGGAUGGACGCGUAACGCGAAGAAGAUAAUGUACCGUUUGCUGUGUGGGGCUCAGUCUGUGUCUAUGUGUGUGUGUGUGUGUGUGCAAUUCGUAACGUAUCAAAUUUUUCACCCGUUGUUUUUCCCCCUCCCCUCCAGCUCCCACCUCCCCGCAGCACCUCCCUUUAGCAGUGCAGUGCUUUCGUCCGUCCCUCGGGGUUGAGUUGAAAGUUUUCUCGCUCUUUUCCUCUGGUGGUUGUUUUUCUUUACCCACUACCCCUUUUGCCUUCAGAGACAGGAGGUGUGGAGGGAGUAGUCUAUAUCCCCACCCCCCCUCCCCAUCCACCGUUCGUGCUGCCUUUAUUUUCUUUCCAACCACUGUUUUGAGCGCACAACGCGGCAGAGCUUUUGAAUGUUUUUCGAUUGAUUUGGUUGCUGUUGCUACUGCUGUUCCCUUUCUUCUCUCUCUCUCUCACUUUUCCCCUACUCUCCAGUUUUUUUGUUUUGUGAUUUGAUUUUCCAUCUUAUUUUCCUGUUGCUUUCGCUUUUGCCUCUUUAUUCGCUAUCGAGACGGGCGAACGCGGAAGGGUGGAUACAAAGUUACUCCAGCCAACCAGGUGCUGGGCUGCUGUUGGGUGCAUAAGUUUGUUUCAAGUUUUUUUUUUUUGCUUGCUUGGUUUCGUUUCAUUUUUCAAACGGACUUUUCCGUAGCGAUUUUGUGCUAUUUCAGAUGUGCUUUUUUCCCUUUCGUAGUUUUUUUUUGUUGCUUGUUGGUUCAAAGUAGCGCCACCGAAUUGAUGAUGAUUCCAUUUGUCUCGGUUUCGGGUGUUUUUUGUUCGUAUCUUAUCUUCUUCCCAUGUGACGAUUGAAUAUUACUGUGGCCAAAAAAAUAAUAAAAAAAAAGCGUCACGAUUGGAAUCCGGAAGCAGUUAAAGUAGGAGAUGGAGGGCAGGUAAACUGAAACCAAAACAAUUACAAACCAAUUGGAAGCAAUGUGUGAAAGCAAGAAGAAGCAACUAAACAAAACAAAACAAAAGUUAAUCAAAGAAAGUUGUGUACGUUAAGCAAGAAAAGGGUGUAAAACGUAUGUAAACAUGGCGUACAGAAACAAACAAACAAAGCAAAACAAUUGUGCCGAUGGGUGGAAAAAAAACAAAGAAAACAGAAAAAAACAGCAACAACAAUAUCGUUCUUAAGAAUAUAAACGUGAAAACGCUUAUAGGCCAACUCUUACAAUGCGCACUAAACUAGUUAGAGAAGAAGAGAAGAAGUAGCGUUGGUUGCAACCGAACCUACCAAUGAAGGUACCAAGACAGGUGGAGAAGGAGGUGCGACAUCUCACGGCAAGACCGUGACGAGUCACACACACACACACACUCUCGUUAACACUCGCGGGCAGAAUGUUCCGGCUUCGGGUUUGGCACUUUUUAGCAGACAAAUCGAAGCACUCUUGCAUCCAUACCUACACAAGCUAGAUUAACGAAAUAUUGACCCCCCACUCCCCCGCUCCCCCCCCCCCCCCCCUCUUAAUAUGUAAGAAAACAGCACACACAAAUAAUAAUGUAAAACAGAAGAAGGGGAAAAAGCAUGGAAGCAGCAUUGUAAAAAAAAGUCAUAUAGAUCAAGUAGUGAAAAACAGUAGAAACUGGGAGAGGGGGGAGCACAUUAAUAGAGUAGAGAAUCGAAACAAAUGCACAUGCAUACACGGACACAAAGAUGAAACAUCAGGAACAAAUACUCUCUUUAUACAAGAAAAAAAAAGAUAGGGAACAGGGGGAGAGGAAAAAAGCAAAAGCAAAAGCAGCAGUAAAUAGUAACACAGCAGCAAGAAAAAUGCAUUCGCAAUCGAGAAGUGGCCUCUUUCCUAACGAAACAAACAUCCACGGGAUCAGCACGGUGGAGAGGGUUGGGAAAGCAACAAACAAAGCUGUUACGACUAAAUCGAACGGAAAUCGUUUUAAAACGUGGUUCAACCGUGGUUAAACAGUCAUACCAAGUACUAUAAACUAUGUAGGAACAUGCAAAACAAACAAAAACAAAAAAAAAGGAUAUAGGAAAGCAAACAAACAAACCCAGAACAAAAAAGCAAAAAACGUAAGAAAGAGAGAGAAUGAAAGAGAGAAAAAAGAAAAUAUGCAAAAGAGAAGAAAACAACAACAACAAAAAAAACAUCAACAAAAUUAUAACGGGGAGGGAAGAUAAGAAAUGAAAGUAAACAAAAACUGUGAUAUUAGCCGUUAAGCAGAAGCAGCAAGUGACUCUUAACACUGUGCAUUCUCAUCGUAGCAGGCGAGAUGGAAAAUAAAAGUGCAUACAAUACAAUGAAAGACACUGCUCGGCGGGGGGGGGGGGGGGGGGGGGUGGAAAGAGAAGACCGAUAACCGAAAAACGAGCCGAAGAAUGCAACGUUUGGCAUAAUGGAAUAAAGGACCAUAAAACGGUGUGCGUGUAUCGAGCGGGUGAAGUAACGCAGUAUGCAAAUGUGUGUGCGGGGUCAUCUCUCCCCCUCUUCACCCUCCCAAAAAAAGCAAGACAGUGUGAACACUUACUGCAUAGCGUUAAAUAAAAACAUACAAAAAAAAAUAAGAAAAAAACGUCACUUAUAAUAUACAAAACAGAAACUGGCAAAGAAAAUGUGCUGAAAAUGUGAAAGAAGAGCAGAUGGCGACAGUUGAUAACACAACAAACGCAUAAUAAAUAAGAAGGAAAGGGAAGGAAGGGGUAGAGAAAAAAGAAAACGGAUAAAAUCAAAACAAAAAAUGAAAAGAUACUAUUAACUAAACAAGCAAACAACACGAAACACACAUGAACGAAGCGGUUUGCGAGAGGGAAGCAAGUAGGUAGGACGGACGAGGAAGUGCGCGCGUGUAUGAGCAAAAGCAAAUUGCAUUUGGGUGUAAGCAGGGUGGAGGAAAGCUAGAUAAGAGCAAAACCAAUCCUAAUUGCGUGAGAAAAAAAAAACAAACAAACAAAAAACACACACAAAUGGGAAAAGAAAAUCCCUUCUAAAUCGUGGCUUUCCUUCCUUGCUUCUCUCUCUCUCUGAACACCGCGCACAAGCGUCACAGACGUUUGUAUUUAACCGUAGGGACGAUUGUUUUUCCUCCGUUUUUUCCCCCUCCCCUUAACCCGGGAAGUAGAGCAUUCAUCCAUAAAGUGUAUAAACUCCUUUGACUUAUUAUUAUAAUGAAAUAGAAGAAAAUGAAAAAAAAAAAACAUAUUAAAAACAAAA